AGAGCCACGAAGGCAAAGGGCAUGGAAAGGGCAUGCGCAUGCGUCUAGGGGUGCCCGAGGCCCGGAACAGAGCCAGGUGGCUUCGAGAGCUGGGGUCACCGCGGAAAACAAGUCAUUGCGCCCCACAGGACACCAUGGAUACCCGGGGACAAGUCUCCCAACCUUUUCAGCAGCCUGAGAAACCUGGUCGUGUCCGCCGUCGGAAGACUAGGCGGGAACGUAACAAGGCCCUGGUGGGCAGCCGCCGGCCAUUAGCCCAUCACGAUCCUCCUGUGGCCAUUCGGGAUCCACCUGUGGUCCCUACUGCCUCCAAGCUCGUGGUCAUAACCCAGGGCCGGCUGAGCCGGGAGCAUCGGGGUCUCUUCAACCACGAGGUGAAAUCCCUAGAUGUUGCAAGGCUGCUUAGCAGUGGGACACUGGUGCCAGGCAGCCCCACACUCCCCGCCAAGCCCUCUCCAAGCCCAGGCAGGGCCCAGGAAAUAGCCCCACAAUCCAGGGACAAAGAGAACCAGAUGCCUGGAGGCUCGGGCCCAGGCCCACCCAGGUCCCCAGAGUUGCCUGGCGUGGGGCAGCUGCUGGCAGAGCUGCAGUGUCAGCUGAGUUUGCCACAGGCCUUCCCCCGGAGGAACCUGAUUCAGGAUGCCAGGGAUGCCAUCGUGUGUACCUUGCAGGCCUGUCAUGGUUGUGUGCCUGACCUUGCACUGGUGCUUCGGGGCUGCCAGCCACCCUUGCCAGGGGCCAAGCCUGGGGUCCCUGAGAGAAAGAUGACACCCUUCUGGAUCAAUAGCCCUGAUCAAGUCCCAGAGGAGGGGAAGCAAAGGAAGCAACAAGGGACAAAGGAGUUCACCUUCCCCAUGCCCUACACCUCCAGCAUGCCCACUGCACACAGGGGGAGUAUGGCACCGCCAAGAGGUCCCUGGCCACCAUACUUUCCCUCACUGUCUUCGCCAUCUGGAACAGCCUGGGGUCCUCCAACAGCGUUUGACUUGCUAAAAAGCAUCUGGCUGGUAGCCACGCCACCCCCUCCUCGGCCCUGGGGGGUUGGCCUCCCUCAGCCCCUGCCUCAGCCUUCAUCAUCCCUGUUGCCCCAAACCUCUGUCCUGGACUGGAGCCCCUGCCCUCCUUCCCCACCGCCCAGCCUCUCCUGGGUAGUGGCCCAGAGCAGUCCGGAAGCCUGGUCUUUUCCACCCAUGAGACUGUACUGAGGAGGGGCUGGGGCUAGGGCUGGGGACAGAUAUCUUGUAUUCCCAGUGACCUCAAUAAAGUACUUUUCAUGG
Messenger RNA from Rhinopithecus roxellana (golden snub-nosed monkey), 1277 nucleotides. It is a transcript of the gene PRR19, whose product is annotated as proline rich 19. The record is from RefSeq and is a predicted model, not a curated record. The transcript has 3 exons. Lineage: Eukaryota; Metazoa; Chordata; Mammalia; Primates; Cercopithecidae. Bases 33 to 1205 code for a protein of 390 amino acids.